AUGAAUCAAACCACGAAUAAAACCGUACGCGACUUGGCCAAUCGAUUCAAAGAAUGCGAUGAUGAUAACGAUACUGAAAACCUAUCCACCUCCGUCGUCACCUCUUCCACCAUGAAACAGCCUUCAUCCGUUGUCAAAAUUCAUGUCAAAAGAGAUAUACCCAACGAUCAUAAAAAUAUCUUUGCUCAAGAACCACAGCGUUUAAGAGAGGAUCCUAUUGCCUACUUAUUGCACUUGGGUUUAUUCUAUCAAGGAGCUGGCUAUCGUGGUUAUAAGGAUUACAUUGGCACAAAGAUCCUUUAUCCAGAGUUUCCAGCAAGAAUGAAAGAAAUAGUGUUGAACAGUCCAAAAGUCCAGGAAAUCAUACAACGUCUGGCCAAAGAACAAGCUGAUUUAUUGAUAGCUCAAAAGAAAAAGAAAUGGGACGAGAAACGGAUCACCAAGCAAAGAAAAGCAUUACGGAAAGAAUUAGAGGUCGUCGCCAAAGCCAUCGUGGAUAAGGCUUUUGCUACGAUGAACAGUAAAAGAACAGUUCGACUCUUCGCCUUCAUGGUGAACACGAUACUUGCCCGACUUUAUCAUCAAGGUGUGCAUAUAAGAGAAAGUGAAUGGGUCGAAUUGAAACGUGUUGCACUCAUUGCGCAAGAAAAGAAACAGUCUUUAUUAUUCCUGCCAAGCCAUAAAUCACAUAUUGAUUACUUGGUAGUAAGCUACCUUAUGUUUCGGUUAGGCAUCCAAAUACCUCAUAUUGUCGCUGGCGAAAAUCUCGACCUACCCCUUGUCAACAUCCUUUUGAAGGGAUGUGGCGCUUUUUAUAUACGUCGAGAAUGGGGCAAUGACAUAUUGUAUAAAGGCAUUCUCGAAGAAUACAUUACUACUUUAUUAAGCGGUGGAUACAAUAUAGAAUGCUUCAUAGAAGGCACCCGUUCUAGACUUGGAAAACUUUUACAGCCCAAACUCGGUAUCAUCAAGAUCAUCCUCGACGCCUUGAUUGAUCAUCGGUUUGAAGAUUGUCAUAUUGUUCCUAUCUCUAUCGGUUAUGAUAAAAUCAUUGAAACGUCCAGUUAUGCGACUGAAUUAUUAGGUGCACCAAAAGAGAAAGAGAGCUUAUGGGGUAUUCUGACCAACUCUAGUGUAUUGCAAUUGAAAUGGGGACGAGUGGAUGUCCGUUUAAGUAAACCAUUCUCGUUAAGGAAUUGGCUAAAUGAUCAAAUUAACUUCAGAGGCCCUAUGGAUUUAACGCAACAACAACAAAAGUCAAUACUUUUGAAAUCACUUGGUUACAGAGUGCUUGCUGAUAUCAAUGCUAUUUCCGUGGUGAUGCCAUCUGCCUUGGUAGGCACAGUCAUCCUCACCCUAAGAGGAAGAGGAGUCGGUAGAAGUGAGCUCAUUCGCCGCGUCGAUUGGCUAAAAAGCAUUACGGAAAACAAGGGCGGUAGAGUGUCAGAAUUUUACGACAUGUCUACAGGUGAAAUCGUCGACAAAACCGUAACUAUUCACAAAGAUCUUAUUGGAGAACGUAAAGGAAAAGAUAUCAUCGAGCCUACGUUUUAUCCUAUCAACGCUUUUGAACUGUCUUAUUAUCGUAAUCAAGUGAUCCAUUUGUUUGUAGAAGAAGCCAUCGUUAGCGCGGCACUUUACACUGUGGUUAAGAAAGGAGGUGGCAAAUCUCUACAGCGCUUGAAAUAUGAAGAGCUUUUGGACGAAAUUGUUUUCCUUUCCAGUUUAAUGAAACUCGACAUGAUCUAUAAGCCAGGAGGUGCUGAGAACAAUACGAAACGUACUAUUCAAUGGUUGAAAGAGAAUCAUGUCAUUGAGGUGUCCAAAGACGGUUGGGUUGGAUUAUCUGAUAUGGAAAGACAAUGCGGUAGAGAGAAUUAUGACUUCCUUUGCUUUUUGAUCUGGCCAUUUAUCGACGCUUAUUGGUUAGCAGCUGUCAGUCUCUUUACUUUAGCACCUCCUCAUGUUGUGGAUCAAGGCCCGAUCUGGGUGGAAAGCACUUUAUUCGCUAAACGUACUCAAUCCUUGGGCAAGACACUCUAUUAUCAAGGCGACCUGAGCUAUCUUGAAGCUUGCAAUAAAGAAACCCUCAGUAAUGCAUUCCUACGCUAUCAGGAACAAGGUAUCUUAUUGAAGCGAACUAACCAUGCAGCCAAUACAAAACCUUGGUCUGAGGUGGCUAUCAGUCCAGACUACACUCCUGAACGGCAAAAUGGCAGCUUGAUACCUAGAGGACAUCUGUGGGAAUUAGUAGAUAGAAUUGGACGUUUCCGAAGGGAAGGUAAAAAUAGAAGAGAUAAUGCCACAGUCAGUACCAGAGUACUUCGUUUGGCUGAUCUCCUGGGUGAAAACAAUGCGAUUUCUACAACAGAUCAAAAGGCUUUACUAAAGAAACCGCCAUCGAAUGCAGAGAUCAAGGCCAAAAUAUAA
This is a messenger RNA of Mycotypha africana, 2430 nucleotides long. RefSeq lists its product as uncharacterized. The record is from RefSeq and is a predicted model, not a curated record. Bases 1 to 2430 code for a protein of 809 amino acids. The transcript is spliced from 14 exons. NCBI's taxonomy places the organism in Eukaryota, Fungi, Mucoromycota, Mucoromycetes, Mucorales, Mycotyphaceae. Gene Ontology annotation, cellular component: mitochondrial membrane.